AUGGCACCGGUUUCAUUGCCUCCUGGAUUUCGAUUUCACCCAACGGAUGAGGAGCUCGUGGCUUAUUACCUAAAACGAAAGAUCAAUGGCCGAAAAAUAGAUCUUGAAAUCAUCCCAGAAGUCGAUCUCUACAAGUGUGAGCCAUGGGACCUUCCAGGAAAAUCUUUAUUGCCGAGCAAGGACCUCGAAUGGUACUUCUUCAGCCCACGAGACCGAAAGUACCCAAACGGGUCAAGGACAAAUCGGGCAACGAAAGCCGGAUACUGGAAGGCCACCGGCAAGGACAGAAUAGUAAAUUCGCAAACGAGGGCGGUUGGCAUGAAGAAAACCCUAGUAUUCUACAGAGGAAGGGCGCCUCAUGGGGCUCGAACGGAUUGGGUCAUGCACGAGUACCGUUUAGACGAAAGAGAAUGUGAAACUCCCAUAGGCUUGCAGGACGCUUAUGCCCUUUGCCGCGUGUUCAAGAAAAGCUUGAACAUCCCGAAAAUCGGCAACCAUUAUAACAUUGCCUCGGCUACUGAGCAGUCCACAAGCAUCGACCUACAUUGUGAUGGAAAGUACGAAAAUGACCCUAUGAACAUAAUCGGCUCCUCAUCGAACGAUGAUUUGACAUGGAGAAUGGAUGAGAAUUUGAGAUGGAUUGGAAUGUCUGAUGAGGAACUUGAAAAGGCAUUUUCAGAUGAUUUCAAGACAAUUCCAAUAGAGAAUUUCUCUAAUAUCCAGAGAGAAUACCAAGAGUUUGAAGAGAAUUUCUCCAAUAAAGAUCACAUGGAUGAUUUCUCAAGCACGCCAAACUUCGAAGUGAACGAGAAGAUCGAAAUCAGUCGCGGGUUGCUUGUUUCGACCCGACAGGCGCCUAAUACAUUCUACCACAAAGUCGUGCCUUCUAAGACGGUCGAAGUCCACAUAAACCCCACAAUGAUGUACCGUUUUCCUAUAGCGAAAGGGGGCUCGAUGGGAGUUUCUAAAAAUGGAAACUUUUCGGAAAAUUUGGUGGCAUUUUCAAGAAAUAUGGUGAGGAGCAUGAGCUUGAAGAUUAUGAAGUUUGAUGAUGAAGUGAGCUUAUGUGGUGAAGUGAGCAAUAUGAAGCAUUAUUUGACCUUUGCUUUGGCUUUAUGUGCCAUUUGGGUACAAAUUGUGACACCUUUCUCUUGA
Messenger RNA from Striga hermonthica, 1155 nucleotides. The record is from the annotation of a GenBank genome assembly. Lineage: Eukaryota; Viridiplantae; Streptophyta; Magnoliopsida; Lamiales; Orobanchaceae.